AUGGCAGAUAACCAAGAUAACCAGAAUAAAAGGUUGUUGAGUGACUAUGCAGUGCCGAAUGUCAAUGGUGCUCAACCCAGUAUUGUGAGACCUACAGUAAAUGCUAAUAAUUUUGAGAUUAAGCCUGGUCUCAUCCAGAUGGUGCAGCAGGAGCAGUUUGGUGGAGGACAUGCUGAGGAUCCACAUGCACACCUUGCCAAUUUCUUGGAGAUUUGUGAUACAAUCAAGAUGAAUGGAGUUAGUAAGACUGCCAAACUUAGAAAUGAUAUUACCAGUUUUGCUCAGUUUGAUGGUGAAUCUUUGUAUGAAGCCUGGGAGAGGUUUAAGGAUUUGCAGAGAAAGUGUCCACAUCAUGGUCUUCCUGACUGGCUGAUUAUACAGACUUUCUAUAAUGGAUUAAUACAUUCAGUUAGAAUUACCAUAGAUGCAGCUGCAGGAGGUACUUUAAUGAGUAAGUCAACAGAAGAGGCAUAUGAGUUGUUAGAAGAAAUGGCCUCUAACAAUUAUCAGUGGUCUAAUGAAAGAGGUAUGCCUAAGAAAGUUCCAGGUAUGUAUGACGUAGAUGGCAUAAACAUGUUGAAUGCCAAGGUUGAUUCUCUAGUAAAAAUGUUCGGCAGUAGCAGCAGAACAACCCUUAUUCCAACACAUACAACCCAGGCUGCAGGAAUCAUCCCAACUUUUCAUGGAAAGAUCAAGGGUAAUUUGCCUAGUAAGACAGAGGUCAAUCCGAAGGAGCAUUGCAAGGCAGUCACCUUAAUAAGUGGUAAACAACUUGGUCAGGUAAGUGGUGAGACUAUAGUUGGUGAUGAAGUAGACUAUGAAGAGGUGAGCAAGAAGGUCAGUGAAGAAGUUGAGGACCUAGCCAAGACAACAUCCCCACUACCACCAGUCGAACCUUAUGUUCCUCCCAUUCCUUUUCCUCAAAGGCUUAAGAAGAAUAAAAUUGAUCAACAGUUUGAGAAAUUUUUGAAAGUGUCUAGGCAGCUUCACAUUAAUAUUCCUUUUGCAGACGCCUUUGCACAAAUUCCUACAUAUACAAAAUUUUUAAAGGAGAUCAUAUCUAAGAAGAGAAAAUUGGAAGAUUUCGAGACCAUUGCCUUAACGGAGGAAUGCAGUGCCAUUAUCCAGAAUAAGCUUCCACCAAAGCUAAGAGAUCCAGGGAGUUUUUCUAUUCCUUGUACUAUAGGUGAUGUUGAUUUUUCUAGAGCUUUAUGUGAUUUAGGUGCUAGUGUUUCACUAAUGCCUUUAUCUGUGUCUAGGAAGCUUGGAUUGAAGGAGUUGAAGCCUACUACCAUCUCUUUGCAGCUAGCUAAUCGAUCGGUCAAAUAUCUUUUGGGUGUUCUUGAGAAUGUGCUGAUCAAGGUAAAGAAGUUUAUCAUUCCAGUUGAUUUUAUUGUUUUGGAGAUGGAAGAAGACACCGAGAUCCCUAUCAUUUUAGGCUGGCCCUUUCUAGCCACAGCUGGAGCUAUCAUAGAUGUUAAGAAUGGUAGGUUGACUUUGAAGGUUGGUGAAGAAGAGGUAGAGUUUAAUUUAUUUGAAGCUACUAAAUAUCCUUCUUUUACUGAUCAUGUUUUUCGAGUUGAUGUUGUAGAUGAGUCGACCAGAGAGGUUUUUAGGGCUGAAAAUACUAAAGAACCUCUUGAGACUUGUUUAGUGAGUGCAGGGACAAGUAAAGAUGAUAAUCUAGAGGUUGUUAAAGUAGCGUGUGCAUUAGAGGCUACAUGUCCUAAGAAAAAAAGAGAGGUAUUUAUUUUGAGGAUAUCGGCAAAGAGACGGUUAAAUCCUAACAUGAAAGAAGUAGUUAGGGCUGAAGUUCUUAAAUGGUUAGAUGCAGGGAUUAUUUAUCCUAUAUCUGAUAGUUCAUGGAUUAGUCCAGUGCAGGUGCUUGAGAGACUUGCUGGGUAUGCGUAUUACUGUUUUUUAGAUGGUUAUUCAGGGUAUAACCAGAUUUCUAUAUCCCCCAAAGAUCAAGAAAAGACCACCUUUACUUGUCCUUAUGGUACUUUUGCAUUUCGUAGGAUGCCUUUUGGUUUGUGUAAUGCACCUGCUACAUUUCAACGUUGCAUGAUGGCUAUUUUCUCUGAUUUUGUUGAAAAGAUCAUGGAGGUUUUCAUGGAUGAUUUUUCUGUUUUUGGAUCUUCUUUUGAUAGUUGUUUAGAUAACUUGUCUCGAGUUUUGCAGCGCUCAAGAGGCCUUGAAGUGGACCGAGCAAAAAUAGAAAUUAUUGAAAAAUUGCCACCACCUGCAAAUGUUAAGGGAGUUAGAAGUUUUCUUGGUCACACAGGAUUUUACCGGCGUUUUAUUAAGGAUUUCUCUAAAAUUUCUAAACCUCUUUGUAAUCUGUUGAAUAAGGAUGUUGUGUUUGAUUUUGAUAAGGACUGUUUGAAUGCUUUUAACAGGUUAAAGCAAGAGUUGGUGUCAGCACCAAUUAUGGCAGCCCCAGAUUGGAGUUUGCCUUUUGAGCUAAUGUGUGAUGCUAGUGAUUUCGCUUUGGGUGCUGUUCUCGGCCAGAGAAAAAACAGGAAGUUGCAUGUUAUAUAUUAUGCUAGUAGAGUUUUAAAUAAUGCACAGUUGAAUUAUGCAACUACUGAAAAAGAAUUGCUUGCUGUUGUGUUUGCUUUUGAUAAGUUUCGAUCUUAUCUUGUAGGUUCCAAGGUGAUCGUAUAUACGGACCAUUCAGCAAUCAAGUACUUGCUGAAAAAGAAAGAUGCCAAACCGCGCUUGAUUCGGUGGGUGCUGUUGCUUCAAGAAUUUGAUCUUGAGAUUCGAGACAAGAGAGGCAUGGAGAAUGUGGUGGCAGAUCACUUGUCUAGAUUAGAGGGGCAGUCAAGAGCAGAUGAGGUGCCCAUUAAUGAAAGCUUUUCAGAUGAGCAGUUGUUGGCAGUUUCAGUCAUCCCCUGGUAUGCUAAUUUCGUGAACUAUUUGGUGAGUGGCAUUGUUCCACCUGAUUUGAGCUAUCAUCAGAAGAAAAAGUUUUUGUGGGAUGUGAAGCAUUAUUUUUGGGGAGAACCGCUACUCUAUAAACACUGUGCAGAUGGGAUGAUUAGAAGAUGUGUGCCCCAAGAUGAGAUGCAGGAUAUACUUGACCAUUGCCAUUCCUUGGAGUGUGGUGGACAUUUCAGUACCUCUAAGACAGUUGCAAAGGUAUGGCAGUCUGGUUUUUGCUGGCCGACCAUGUAUCAAGAUACUAGACAAUAUGUGAGCAUGUGUGAUAGAUGUCAGAGGGUUGGCAACAUUUCAAAAAAGAAUGAGAUGCCCUUGACCAAUAUCCUGGAGGUUGAACUGUUUGAUUUAUGGGGAAUUGAUUUCAUGGGCCCAUUUCCUUCUUCCUUCAAUAAUCAGUACAUUCUGGUAGCAGUGGAUUAUGUGUCCAAAUGGGUUGAAGCUACUGCAACUCAGACUAAUGACUCUCGGGUGGUGAUGACAUUUGUGAAGAAAAAUAUUUUUUCAAGAUUUGGUGUGCCGAGAGCUAUUAUUAGUGAUGAAGACUCUCAUUUUUGUAAUCGGUCAUUUGAGGCUUUGUUGAAGAAAUAUGGGGUUACUCAUAGGGUGGCACUUGCCUAUCAUCCCCAAACAAAUGGGCAAGUGGAACUUGCAAAUAAGAAAUUGAAGCAAAUUUUGGAGAAAACUGUGAGCAAUUCAAGAAAGGAUUGGGCAAAUAAGUUAGAUGAUGCACUUUGGGCCUAUAGGACAGCUUUCAAGACACCUUUGGAUAUGUCUCCUUACAGACUUGUCUUUGGAAAGUCUUGUCACUUACCAGUGGAAUUAGAACACAGGGUCUAUUGGGCAAUCAAGGAGUUGAACAUGGAUUUGAAAGCUGCGGGAGAAAAAAGAUUGUUACAGUUGAGUGAGUUGGAGGAGUUUAGGUUGGAUGCUUAUGACAAUACUCGGAUUUACAAGGAAAAGACAAAGCAUUGGCAUGACAAACAUCUUCAGAUUAGAAACUUCGAAAUUGGGCAGCAAGUAUUACUCUUCAGCUCAAGACUUAAGUUAUUUCCAGGCAAGCUUCGUUCUAGGUGGUCUGGCCCAUUCACGGUAACGAAAGUGUAUCCAUAUGGUGCUGUUGAGGUGCGUAGUGAGGUCACUGGUGCAUUCAAGGUUAAUGGGCAGCGUUUGAAGCCUUAUCUUGCUAGUAAUGUGGUUCCUAAAGGAGUAAUUUACUCUUUGAAGAAUCCUACCUAUGGUUGAUGGUGUGGAAGUCAAGCUAAUGACUGUAAACAAGCGCUUCUUGGGAGGCAACCCAACCACAAAAAAAAAAAAAAAA
Molecule: messenger RNA, 4264 nt
Organism: Phoenix dactylifera (date palm)
Lineage: Eukaryota; Viridiplantae; Streptophyta; Magnoliopsida; Arecales; Arecaceae
Source: RefSeq, a predicted model, not a curated record